Molecule: messenger RNA, 1767 nt
Organism: Impatiens glandulifera
Lineage: Eukaryota; Viridiplantae; Streptophyta; Magnoliopsida; Ericales; Balsaminaceae
Product: WEB family protein At2g38370-like
Exons: 2
Coding region: 68-1615 (515 amino acids)
Source: RefSeq, a predicted model, not a curated record
UCAUCUUCUACCUUUGUCUUCUUCCAUAUCUCUGUGACCACAGUUAGGGUUUCCUAUUUGUCUUUCAAUGGCUGAGGAAGGUUCCUCUGUUCCCGAUCCACAGUCACUCCCUGUACAACAACCAGCUCAUGAUCAUGUUAAAAACCCUCCAUCCGCCAACUCCGGUUCGACGUUUUCCGGUGAUAAAAUGCAGAAUGAAGCUAACCCACGAUCAGAAAUCGACACUUCCGCACCGUUCGAGUCUGUGAAGGAAGCCGUGACUCGAUUUGGUGGUAUUGGAUUCUGGAAACCUUCACACAAGCUCUCUGAACCGACCCAGCAAGAUGAUGAUGAUGAAUCCAUUAAUGUGAUGAAAAUUGAGGAACAGACUAUGUUACUGGAGAAAGAUCUGAUAGCAAGAGAAAAGGAGACUCUUGAUGUCUUGAAAGAACUAGAAUCCACUAAGAACAUUCUUGAAGAAUUGAAGUUGAAGUUACAGAAAGAAAUGGAAGAAUCAGAAAAGGGAAAGGAAAACGAGAAUCCCAGUAGUAGUAUCUUCCCGGAAUUCAUUCUAAUGGAAUUGAAACAUGCCAAAUUGAACCUUACUAGAACCACAACUGAUCUUGCUGAAAUCCGAACUAGUGUUGAAACUUAUAACAAAAUUAUAGCUAAGGAGAAAGUUUCACUUUCGAAGACCCGCGAUGUAUUGUCAGCGAAUUCUUCGAGAAUCAUAUCGUUGGAGGAGGAAUUAAGCAGGACGAAUUCGACAAAUCUCCAUUUCAGGAACAAUAAUCUAUCCAAGGUGCUUCAGCAAUUGAAUUCCGAGGCAGAAGAGUAUAAGAAAGCUGGGGAAGCUGCAAGAUGUCAAGUUUUCAGUACAUUAUCUGAAAUAGAACUUACAAAGACCAAGAUUAAAGCAGCUAAAAUCAAAUUAGUUGCUGCUAAGAAAAUGAAGGAUGCUGCCCGAGCUUCAGAAGCAGCAGCUCUUGCAGAGAUCAAUGCAAUAUCAACAACAAAUGAAAAGAAAUUUGGAGAAGGAGAAGGAGUAACUCUUUCCUACAAUGAUUACUUGAUGUUAACUUCAGCUUCGAGAAAGAGAUUGUCAGAAGAAGCUAUGAUUGUUCUUGACAAAGAAAACGUAUCGCAAAUGGAGAUUUUGAAAAGGGUAGAAGAAGCUACUGAAGAAGUGAAAUCCAGCAAGAGGGUUUUGGAAGAAGCUCUUAACAGAGUAGAGGCUGCAAACACAGCAAAGUUGGUUGUUGAAGAAUCUCUCAAGAAAUGGAAAUGUGAUCACGAUAGCCAUAGCCAGAGAAGAAAGAAUACCAAAUCCAUCAACCAUGGAAAGGAUCCUCUGAAUUUGGUAAAUGAAGGGGAUGAGACUAAACCUGUCUUGAGGCCAACUUUGUCCAUAGGGCAAAUACUAAGCAGGAAAUUACUUCUGAAGGAAGAAUAUGAGAAAGGUUGUGUAAAGCAGAAAGUCUCAUUUGGCCAAAUGCUUUGCAAACCAACCAGUGACAAUGGCAUUAAGGAGCACUUACCCACAAAAAGGAAGAAGUUUGUUCGGUUUACUCGAUUCUCGAUCCUUGUGAGCAAGCAAAACAAAAAGAAGAAGAAGAAGUCAACAACUUCUAGUUAGUUAGUCAGUCAGUUAACUUAGUUAUUCUUUAUUCUGUGUUCCUGUCUUUCUUCUUAAGUUUUCACUACUGUGAGUUGUUGUUCCUUAAAAUGUUCUACUCUAUUAGUCUUGACAAAAUAGUAUGAUCUCUAAUUCUAUUGUUAGUCUAUUCU